AUGACGUCAAGUUAUCUCAUUGAGUACCCUCUCAAACUGAGUAGUUGCACGACCGAGCCUUUGAUAGGCAUUCGACGCUCUAGGACACUCAAGGAUGCUCAAGGACACCAAAACGACUCAGGAGGCUCUAGGACACUCAAGGAUGCUCUAGGACACCAGAACGACUCAGGAGGCUCUAGGACACUCAAGGAUGCUCUAGGACACCAGAACGACUCAGGAGGCUCUAGGACACUCAAGGAUGCUCUAGGACACCAGAACGACUCAGGAGGCUCUAGGGCACUCAAGGAUGCUCUAGGACACCAGAACGACUCAGGAGGCUCUAGGACACUCAAGGAUGCUCUAGGAUACCAGAACGAAGACACCAGAACGACUCAGGAGGCUCUAGGACGCCAGAACGACUCAGGAGGCUCUAGGACACUCAAGGAUGCUCUAGUACACCAGAACGACUCAGGAGGCUCUAGGACACUCAAGGAUGCUCUAGGACACCAGAACGACUCAGGAGGCUCUAGGACACUCAAGGAUGCUCUAGGACACCAGAACGACUCAGGAGGCUCUAGGACGCCAGAACGACUCAGGAGGACACUCAAGGAUGCCCCAGGACACCAGAACGACUCAGGAGGCUCUAAGACACAAAAGGAUGCUCCAGAACACCAGAACGACCCAGGACGCCCGAUGACACCCAAGGGUGCUCCAGGACACCAGAACGACUCAGGAGGCUCUAGGACACCCAAGGGUGCUCAAGGACACCAGAACGACCCAGGACGCCCGAUGACACCCAAGGGUGCUCCAGGACACAAGAACGACUCAUGA
Molecule: messenger RNA, 810 nt
Organism: Haliotis rufescens (red abalone)
Lineage: Eukaryota; Metazoa; Mollusca; Gastropoda; Lepetellida; Haliotidae
Product: stress protein DDR48-like
Exons: 4
Coding region: 1-810 (269 amino acids)
Source: RefSeq, a predicted model, not a curated record